This is a messenger RNA of Marmota monax (woodchuck), 1941 nucleotides long. RefSeq names its product baculoviral IAP repeat containing 5 (gene Birc5). The transcript has 5 exons. The record is from RefSeq and is a predicted model, not a curated record. Bases 116 to 1021 code for a protein of 301 amino acids. NCBI's taxonomy places the organism in Eukaryota, Metazoa, Chordata, Mammalia, Rodentia, Sciuridae.
CUUGCCCAUAUCCCAGCAGCAGGGGACUGAUCUAGGAGAGUUGUCGCCCAACACAAGAGCCAGUGCAUUUGCUCAUAAGGCCAACAGGGACAUUUGCCCUGGGCCGUGACGCUGAAUGCUCAGCGGGCUGCUUCCUGCAAGUGGCUGCUUUGGAGAGUCACCGCAGACACAGAGGGUGGCCCGGUAUGAACAGACCCCUGGCAAGGGGGAUGGCUGGAAGGUGCAGCACCUGCUUCAGGCCAAGCCAGCAGCCACACCAGGGCGCUGUGGCCCUGCUCUGGGCCUAGCCUCGUGGGCCACGGCAGUGCCUGCGCCCCUGGACUUCUCUCGGAGCCACUUACUUCUGUGGUCACAUUGCGGUCCUGCCUCCGAGACGGCCCCCAGUCUACCUCUGUCUCCACAGGGUCCUCCCCGACCGCGGCCGCCCGCCUGCAUUUCAGGAAGGGCUCUGAAGGCAGCCUGGUCCCCACGUUUGGGAGGCACGUCAGGAUGCCGGGCUCGGCUGCGCACACAUCCCGUGGCCUCUCUCCCGCAGCAGGUGCCGGGCCUCCGGGUGUGCGCCGCACGGCACCGGCGAGGACCUGCGGCGAGCCGGCAGGGCGUCGAGGCUCACCCGGAGGCGCCGCUCUAUCUCAAGGACCACCGCGUCUCCACGUUCAAGAACUGGCCCUUCCUGGAGGGCUGCGCCUGCACCCCGGAGCGGAUGGCCGAGGCGGGCUUCAUCCAUUGCCCCACUGACAACGAGCCCGACUUGGCCAAGUGUUUCUUCUGCUUCAAGGAGCUGGAAGGCUGGGAGCCAAGUGACAACCCCUUAGAGGAACAUAAAAAGCAUUCGUCUGGGUGUGCAUUCCUUUCUGUCAAGAAGAAGCUUGAAGAAUUAACCCUUGGUGAAUUUUUGAAACUGGACAAAGAAAGAGCCAAGAACAAAAUUGCAAAGGAAACCAACAGCAAGCAGAAAGAAUUCGAGGAAAAUGCCAGGAAAGUCCGGCAAGCUAUGGAGCAGCUGGCUGCCUUAGAGUGAACCCUGCCGUGGUCACCUGGUCCCAGGCCUGUCCCCCGUGUUACUGCCUGUCUGUGGAACUCCUACGGGUACCUUAGGAAAGGAGAAUGCUUUCCUAAGGUACUUGUAGGAAUUUUGAAAUUGGACGUUUAGACUGAGUUUUGUUUCUCCUGAAGUGGCAUCAGCGCCUCUCUGCUUGUGUGGCGGUGCUGCCUGUGACAGUAGCUGUGCCUCUCCCUCAUAGGUGGCUCUUGCUCUGUUGAGCCCUGGCUUGGAGGCAAGAGUGGGGAGGAAGAGGGCAGAGUCCCUGCGACUAGACCUGAUGGGCAGCGGAGGAGGGCAGAUGCCUGCACAGGAGUUGCUGAUCUUGGUGUUCCCAAUAACCUGUGAGCCGCUGGCUGCUCGUAACUCUCCUGUCUUUCUGAUGUGACUCCUCCUACAGGGUGAUGGAAUAAAUUAAUUUUUAAAAAUGGAUUUAAAAACUUCUCUCGAGGAAACUGGUUAUGUUUGUUUGUUUGUUUGUUUUAAUUUUUAAUAUUUAUUUUAUUUUUUUUAGUAUUUGGCGGACACAACAUCUUCGUUUGUAUGUGGUGCUGAGGAUCGAACCCAGGCCGCACGCAUGCCAGGCGAGCGCGCUACCGCUUGAGCCACAUCCCCAGCCCUUAUGUUUGUUUUUUAAAUAAGUAGCUUGUUUAUAUUUUUUAUGGUCUUAUAGGGUCAUAUUCAGGGACCUGGAGCUUCAACCCCAGCAUGGACUAAGUGGAGUUUAGCCGAUAGUAAUAGAGCGUUUUGGGGACCCUCCUGGCCUGGCUUGGAGCACUCCACAGUGCUGCCUCCCCGCCGCAGCCAGGCGUCCUGAGCCACAGUUUCUCCUCCAUCACACCUGGGCUGCUCCCACCCUUCACUUUUUCUUUUUUCCCAUAGAUACAUGCUUUUUGUUU